Molecule: messenger RNA, 2005 nt
Organism: Leucoraja erinaceus (little skate)
Lineage: Eukaryota; Metazoa; Chordata; Chondrichthyes; Rajiformes; Rajidae
Gene: nudcd1
Product: NudC domain containing 1
Exons: 11
Coding region: 16-1764 (582 amino acids)
Source: RefSeq, a predicted model, not a curated record
GGGAGACGGAGCGCGAUGGCGGCGGCCAACUGCUCCCUGACUGUGGACAGGCGGCUCAUUGACGCCAAAUUUGAGAGUUACCGGUUAUCGCUCGAGCCGCUGCCCACCUACACCGUGGACCUGGAUGGCGCUGUUGCUGAGGUGAAACUGCGAGAGGAUCAGUAUACUCUGGACCAUAUGCGUAUCUAUGGCAUGUACAAUUAUUUGCACUGUGAUAGGUGGUAUCAAGACAGUGUCUAUUAUGUCGAUCAACAUGAGAGAGUAAUGCACCUGGCUGUCACUUUGGAUACAGCAAUAAGCAAGCCCAGGGAGGUAUUCCGACUCUCAGCAGAUAUUAAAUCUUGUGAUACACUGGUCUGUGCUUCGAUGCAUUUUACAUCGCCUACAUGGGUAGCCUUAUCUGAUGGAACAGGAAAACUGUACCUCCUCAGAACGAACAACCGUGGACCAAAUAACACUGACAAGUGGGAGAUAAUGUUCCAACAAGAUCUUGGGGAACCCUUUGUGAUAAUUCAUAGUCACUCUUACGCUAAAGACCAUAAAAACUUAAUAGAUGUUGUUUUACUCAAGGCAGAGAAAGAUGAAUCUAACAUCGAGGGAAGUGGAUUUCACUCAGUAAUAGAUUGGCUAACCGUUUCUUGUGAGUUUUCUGAGAGUAGCAAAUGUGAAGUAUUGCGGCACAGAACUAUGAUUGGAAGACUUGCUCCACAUUAUGCAGCUCUGGAACAGGAUGGUACUGGCCUCAUGAUAGCUUCUGCCAAGCCUUUCAUGUUCGUGCAGAUUGAUGGGAAGCCAGUGGAGGAACAGAAAAUGGACACAAGGGAAAAGAAAGAACCAGUAUAUUAUUGGCAGCAGACGAAUGAUGACCUGACUAUAAAUAUUCAGCUUCCAGAAAACACAACAAAACAGAACAUAGAGUUCCAGUUGUCACCAGAUCACUUGCAAGUUGGAGUAAAAGACCAAGUUGGUUUCAUAGAGGGCCAGUUGUUCUCCUCAGUUGACCAUAGCGAGAGCACUUGGACAAUUGCAGAAAAUAGCCUGGAAGUUUUUUUGUUAAAGAAGAAUAAAGGAGUGAUGUGGCCAGAACUUGUCCCUGGUGACAGAAGAGGUGAAUUCACCAUGAACUCCAAUCAAACGUCUGAAAUAAAUGAGCGUCUGCUCCACUUAACCUCUGAAGAACUGAAUGCAGACCCUGAAAAAGACAAGGAACCCUGCAAUGCUGAGGAGCUGGAGGAGUGUGACCGCUUCCCUGAGGAUUCUUCCAGUUUAACUCGAUUUGAUAGUGACACCUUGAAACCAACACAUGUGGUGAACCUGAGCAGUCACCAGUACCUGUUCACGGCUGUGGUGAAUGCAGCUGAAAUGCCAUGUUUGUGUCUGCGCCAUGAUGUUGAUGCACUUUUGUGGCAGCCACAGCCAAAGCAGGAGACCAUGUGGCAACAUAUUGGGACGUUCAAUGCUUUGGGCUAUGUUCAGGCAUCUAAACGUGAGAAGAAGUUUGCAACUUGUGCUCCCGACCAUUCAUACGCUGCUCUGUGUGAAUGCUUCCGACGGGUUUUUAUUUACCGCCAGCCCUCGCCUGUUCAAACCGUGCUGUACAACCGAAAGGAAGCCAGGCAUGUUGGGCAAGUUGCCAAGCAGCAGGUUGCUAACUUGGAAACCAAUGAUCCGGUGUUGGGUUUUCAAGCUACAAGUGAGAGGCUAUUUGUUUUAACAACAAAGAACUUGUUUGUAAUUAAAGUAAAUGCCAAUAGCUCUCAGUAAAAUCAAUGCGCUAGUUCGCAGGCUUUGGGACAACAUGUAAAGCCAUUUGUUACAGUUCUAAUUUAGAUAUGCUUUGCAUAAUUACAAAGCACAUACUGUUAUCUGUUUAUAUAGCUCUGGUUAUCUUGGUUAUUACUGGUGUUAUUCCUUUGAAAAGAUCUAUGCACAGAUGUAACAGAUUGUGCUACUUAAAUGACACAUCUUGGCGAUGCAUAAUUAAAAGUGGUUUCACACUUUGAAA